AUGAAGUACAUCCUGGUGACGGGCGGGGUGAUCUCGGGCAUCGGGAAGGGGAUCAUCGCCAGCAGCAUCGGCACCAUCCUCAAGUCCUGCGGGCUGCACGUCACCUCCAUCAAGAUCGACCCCUACAUCAACAUCGACGCGGGCACCUUCUCCCCGUACGAGCACGGGGAGGUGUUUGUGCUGGAUGAUGGAGGGGAAGUGGAUCUGGACCUGGGUAACUAUGAGCGCUUCCUUGACAUCCGACUCACCAAAGACAACAACCUGACUACUGGGAAGAUCUACCAGUAUGUAAUCAACAAGGAGAGGAAGGGAGACUACCUUGGCAAAACUGUCCAAGUUGUUCCCCACAUCACAGAUGCUAUACAAGAAUGGGUGAUGAGGCAGGCACGAAUUCCUGUAGAUGAAGAUGGCAUUGAACCUCAAGUUUGUGUGAUUGAGCUUGGAGGGACAGUGGGUGACAUUGAGAGCAUGCCUUUCAUCGAGGCCUUCCGCCAGUUCCAGUUCAAAGCCAAAAGAGAGAAUUUUUGUAACAUUCAUGUCAGUCUAGUUCCCCAGCCAAGCUCUACAGGAGAGCAGAAGACUAAGCCCACCCAAAACAGUGUUCGUGAACUCAGAGGUCUUGGUCUCUCACCAGAUCUGAUUGUUUGCAGGUGCUCAACUCCAUUGGAUACCUCAGUAAAAGAAAAGAUUUCCAUGUUCUGUCAUGUUGAACCAGAACAGGUCAUCUGUGUUCAUGAUGUCUCUUCUAUCUACCGGGUUCCUCUGUUGUUAGAGGAACAGGGAGUUGUUGACUACUUCAGACACAGGCUUGACCUUCCCAUUGAGAGGCAGCCCAGGAGGAUGCUCAUGAAGUGGAAGGAAAUGGCUGACAGGUACGACCGUCUCCUUGAAACAUGUUCCAUUGCACUUGUGGGCAAAUACAUCAAGUUUUCAGAUUCCUACGCGUCUGUCAUUAAAGCCCUGGAACAUUCUGCUCUGGCUAUCAACCACAAACUUGACAUCAAGUAUAUUGACUCUGCUGAUUUGGAGCCACAGACUCUCCAGGAAGAGCCUGUCCGAUACCACGAAGCAUGGCAGAAGCUCUGUGGUGCUGAUGGAGUUCUUGUUCCUGGGGGAUUUGGUGUUCGAGGGACAGAAGGCAAAAUUCAAGCUAUUUCCUGGGCACGAAAACAGAAAAUACCCUUCUUAGGAGUUUGCUUGGGAAUGCAGUUAGCAGUUGUGGAAUUCGCACGCAGUGUUCUUGGUUGGCAAGAUGCCAACUCGACAGAAUUUGACCCCAAAACUGCUCAUCCUGUGGUCAUAGACAUGCCAGAACAUAAUCCUGGGCAAAUGGGUGGGACCAUGAGACUUGGCAAGAGAAGAACACUCUUCCAAACCAAGAAUUCAAUAAUGAGGAAGCUGUAUGGAGAUCAUGAUUUCUUGGAGGAGAGACACAGACACAGAUUUGAGGUCAAUCCGGAAUUGAAAAAGUGUUUUGAAGAGCAAGGUUUGAAGUUUGUAGGCCAGGAUGAGGAGGGAGAGCGAAUGGAAGUGAUUGAGUUGGAAGAGCAUCCCUUCUUUGUUGGGGUUCAGUAUCACCCUGAAUUCCUUUCUAGACCAAUUAAGCCAUCUCCCCCAUACUUUGGCCUCCUCUUGGCAUCUGCAGGAAGACUCACACAUUAUCUACAAAAGGGCUGCAGACUCUCACCCAGGGACACGUACAGCGACAGAAGUGGCAGCAGCUCCCCUGACUUGGAGAUAACAGAGCUGAAGUUUCCAUCAGUAAAUCAUGACUGA
Molecule: messenger RNA, 1776 nt
Organism: Chaetura pelagica (chimney swift)
Lineage: Eukaryota; Metazoa; Chordata; Aves; Apodiformes; Apodidae
Gene: CTPS1
Product: CTP synthase 1
Exons: 17
Coding region: 1-1776 (591 amino acids)
Biological process (GO): pyrimidine nucleobase biosynthetic process; CTP biosynthetic process
Cellular component (GO): cytoophidium; cytoplasm
Molecular function (GO): identical protein binding; CTP synthase activity
Source: RefSeq, a predicted model, not a curated record